Messenger RNA from Oryzias melastigma (Indian medaka), 6246 nucleotides. RefSeq names its product LHFPL tetraspan subfamily member 4a (gene lhfpl4a). NCBI's taxonomy places the organism in Eukaryota, Metazoa, Chordata, Actinopteri, Beloniformes, Adrianichthyidae. The transcript is spliced from 4 exons. Gene Ontology annotation, molecular function: GABA receptor binding. The coding region runs from base 1193 to 1909 and encodes 238 amino acids. Gene Ontology annotation, cellular component: plasma membrane; postsynaptic membrane; inhibitory synapse. The record is from RefSeq and is a predicted model, not a curated record. Gene Ontology annotation, biological process: sensory perception of sound; gamma-aminobutyric acid receptor clustering.
UAUUAUUCUGGGAGUGCGACUUAUUAUUUUGUGGGUACAAAUCAUUAAUUUGUGGGAAUAAAAUGCAAAUUUUUGGGAAUUAAUUAUUAUUUUUUUACCCAUGUCAGGCCACGGGCUCCGUAAUUACACAUCUCUUAGAUAGUUAUAAAUGCAGCUAUGAUGCUUUAUUUGAGCAUUUUCAAGUAAUGUUUACAUAUUAGGACGUUUUUAAGUUUACAUUUUAAUGAAAACGUUUUUGCUUGUUCAACUUUUCUUUUUCUGCAGGUUUCUGAUUUUGAGAUUAUUUGUCUGUAUGUGUCUUUCAGAGAGUGAGAAAUUCCCUCUCGUGUGUGUGUUUUUUUUCCUUUGGGAACCUGACUCUAAAAUUCAAGGUGAACACGAGGCGCGCGCACGAGCGGGAGCGCGCCGCAUCGCUGUCAUCAGUACAACAUCAGCAUCUUCCGGGCGCGCGCAGGGAAACGGGAGGAGGAGGACGGAGAAAGAGAGAUGAGAGAGAGACCUAGCGGGGAAAGGCUUCGACCAAACCGUGCUGAUAAUGGAGUCGAGGCGGUGGAGGAUGUCGGGAAAGAGGACUGUUGAUAUUUGACAGAGGGAUCGCCCUGAAAGCCGGUCUCUUUUUUUUUAUUUUAUCCUUUUUUUUCUUCUGUUCUCCGUUUGUUUCAUUUGCGCUCGGCUCCCACAUGCUGCGUGGACGCUGAGGGCGCGCGGAGGAAGGGGAGCACCCUCACGGAUGCCUCGGAAGGCGGGAUCGGGCUCCACCGCCGGCGCUACGGGCAACAAUCCGGUGAUGCUGAAGGAGAUCCGGGAGAUCCUGAUGGAUGAGGACGAACGGCGGCUUUAGCCCCCCUCCACCCGAGACACAAAGGGAAGCGUUUGGAUGGCGCCUACCUCCUCAUUGACAGUGUAGCCCCGAGGAGAGCAGCCUGAGACAGCAAUGUUGAAUCACUGGUGUUGGUAAAUUAUUCAUUAGAGACGGAAAAAGGCGAUGAUUUUAUAUUGCUUUAAUGCAGCACCCCCCCUGCUCAUUUUGAUUAUGUUCUACCUUCGGGGGUCACAUGUGAAUUUCCCGGUUCUGUUCUCAUUUCAUGGUUUUUAAGGUCCGUUUGAGGGAUUUGGAUCUUGACGUGUGACAAGAAAAGAAAUUUAGAGUCAGAGGAAGAACAGGUCUGGGUGUGAGAAGGAAAAACCAAACAUGUUGCCUUCCCAAGAAGCCUCCAAGAUCUAUCACGACAAUUAUAUGCGCAACUCCCGGGCCAUCGGGGUGCUGUGGGCCAUCUUCACCAUCUGCUUCGCCAUCGUCAACGUGGUGGUGUUCAUCCAGCCCUACUGGAUCGGCGACAGCGUCAACACGCCGCAGGCCGGCUACUUCGGCCUCUUCCACUACUGCGUGGGCACCGGGCCGUCGCCCAGCCGGGAGCUGACGUGCGUGGGCAGCUUCUCCGACUUCAGCUCCAUCCCGUCCGGAGCCUUCAAGGCGGCCUCGGUGUUCGUGCUGCUGUCCAUGGUGCUGAUCCUCAGCUGCAUCGGCUGCAUGGCGCUCUUCUUCUUCUGCAACACCUCCACCGUUUACAAGACGUGUGCGUGGAUGCAGCUGCUGUGCGGAGUAUGCCUGGUCCUGGGCUGCAUGAUCUUCCCAGACGGAUGGGACGCGGAGGUGAUCCGGGACAUGUGCGGGGAGCAGACGGGGAAGUACUCUCUGGGCGAUUGUUCUGUGCGCUGGGCCUACAUGCUGGCCAUCAUGGGCAUCCUGGACGCCCUCAUCCUCUCCUUCCUGGCCUUUGUUCUGGGAAACCGGCAGACGGACUUCUAUCUGGACGACCUGCAGACGGAAAACAAAGAUUUCGCUGUGUCCAGGAUUGAAGUGCGGGACAGAAGAGAACCGCGGUACGGAGUGCAGCGUCUCCGCUGAGGCCAUCCGCAACUCCCAACAACCCUUUUUCUCCUCCUUUCUAUCCUCCCUUCAUUGUCUCCAAUGAUCAGGAUAUCCUCCCAAUCUCAAUGCAGACACCAAGUGUAUAGGAUAGUGUAAGAUAAAAAAAGAACAAACACACUGGGAUAUAACUAUAUUUUGAGAAAAAAAAAUACUUAUCCAAGGUUGUACAGUGCAUUUAACACUUUCCUGACAAAUACCUUUAUGAUGAAAAAAAAAAAAAAAAGAUUUACUGUAUUUUAAGUCUUAAUUUGUGUGAGAAAUUCAAUUCCUAAGAUGAAGAACCAUAAAGUCCAUUUUCUGAGUAUGUCUUAACAACGUUGCUAUUUACUGAGUUUGUGUCGUGUGCAUUCAUAGCAUCAGAGGAGGGUGUUCUGUGUUCAGAGGCGGAGUCCAUCAACAUUCAAAACCGCAGGGAGACGUAUGGCUCUUCAUCUGAGGACUUUUACAAUGUGAGGGAUCUAAAAGGAGCACCCCAUUGCAGCUUUACAGAACUUAACAUCUCUGGGAGAUUCUCAUCUGUACAUACGGAAUGAUGUAAAUAACAGAAAUGCUGACGAAAACAGCCAACGACAAAACCUCAUCUGACUCCAAUGCAUUCGAGUAUUUCUACCCUGAGUUCCUCUUUCUAGGAAAUCACCCACAGAUACGUUGUGUUUCUGUGUUUCCUCCCAGGCGAUUGGGAAUAAAACAGAUAUUCCACAGCUGGAUAAUCCGCAGAAUCCCAAGGACUGUGUUCCGUUCUGGAUUUUUUUUUCCUGUUUUUUUCCUCUUUUUUUGACAGGGAAAGGACACUUCUACUAAAAAGGCCAACAACCACAUCUGGAAUACGUCCGACUUUAUUUUGUUGUCAACGUGUGCUCCUCUCCACCAUUUCAAGUGUGCAGUUUACUCUACAGAUGUCUUAAGACUGCUCUGCGUCGUCUUAAGGUGAUGUCACUUGAAUACCUGUUUAGAGGAGCAGUGCCGCCUCCUGCUUUUGUCCCACAGGUGGAACACCGCCCACCACCCCUCUCCAAGACAGGAAAAAUACGCUAAAAAUGGGAAAAAAAAUGUGUGAACAUGACUGGGAAAGUUGCUGAAAGUAAUUCUGAUUCAAUCCUUAGCGUAAACAUGAAAGUAUGGAGGCCUAAAAAUGACAACAUUAAAAAUCUGUAAACUGAAAAAUUAGUAAACCUACAUUUUAGUCAGACAAUUUACUUUAUAUUUAUUUUUAAAAAGUUAAAUGAGAACAAAUCUGUAUUUCAACGUUUUUUAAUUUAGCAAGCUAACUUCAAACCAUUUUUCUUGAGUGUGGGUCUGCUGGAUGUCCCUAAAAACGAAUAAUUAUCUAAUAAAAUUUCCCUGGUUUUCUACACUAUAGGGCACACCUGAUUAUAAGGCAACAAAUGAUUUAUUUUUUAACAAAUUUCAUAUGGAGCACCAAACAUUAAGGUGCAUUAAGCAAGACAAAAGUCUCAGAGAUACUACAGUUGGUUAGACUUUAAAGGGUCACCAAAAAGGGAAGUUGGAGCCUGACUCCGCCCACAGCCAAAAUGUGAAUAUCCAUUCAGAGGGGCGGGGUUUGGGGAACAGGACUGUUAUCAUUACUGGAGCUGCAGAUCAUGACGUGGGACUUAAAUGACUUGAGCAAUCACGAAAUCCAAAUGUAAUACCUGAAUUCAACCUGUAGAGGGCAGCACAGAGGUGAUUGUUAACCAUGUUUUCAAGAAUUAAACAAGUUUUUUUAUCAUUUGUCAAAAAUGUGGCAAUGACCAACAGACAGCACUUUUAAAGCCCCAUUUAAAACAGAGAGAAAAAGCUGAUUAAGGAUUUGGUUUCCCUUUAAUAACUGAGUUCACGGAGACUCUUGAACUUGUUUGUAGCACACUAAACAUUAGCAUCACAUUACCUGUAACUCCCCACUUUGUUUGGGACAUGUAAAAACAAGAAUGAUGCAGCUAAAGCAAAUGUUACUGUAACUAUGCUAACUCCCAACUUUCUAGGUAACAUAAAAAAGACAACAGUCCGACAUGCUACACGUUAGCCACGUUAGCAUAUUUAUAAUGCCACCCAACCAUAUUUUGCAACAGCACAGCCACAAUACGGCGCUCCAAAUUGUGCUGUGAUUUCUGAAAAAUAAUUUAAGGCUUUUAUCGUGUGGAAAAUAAGUUAUGUUGAUCUCAAUCUGACAAUGAAACUAGUCUCUAGUUGUGCACGGCUGCCAAACAACCUUUAAAAACAGAAAGCAAACAUUCAAUCUGUCCAAGACAAAGAAAAACUUUGAAGAAGAUCAGACAACAGUAUGACUUACUGUUGUCAUUCCUCCUGUAGAUCGUGUGAUUGGUUAACACAUCUAUGACUUUUGCUUUAUCAAUUUUAUUAAAAGAGUUUUAAAAUAAAAAUGUAUAUUAUAUUCUAGCUUUUGGCCAGCCCCCCAGAAAUAACUGGGGUAUGGAUAUUUUAUGUCUACAUAUAUUUGCUCAUACAUUUAAUUACAUUUCAGAAAUCAUAAAUAUUUAUCAAAGAAUCCGAAAUUCUACAUUUUUACAUACAUUUUGGAAUUUUUAGUCCUCCAUACAAAAACUGCUGGAGCGCAUCACUAUGACUUUCACUUGUAAAUUGUUUUAUCCAACACCCUCAAUCAAUAACAGAGCCCCUUUGAGACUCUAUCGUUUUGAUAUUAAAAAAAUUCCCUCAAUCCAGCAAACCUUAUCCAAUGCGAACAUAAAGUAGCUUAUUAUUAAACUCCCGGUUCUGCUUGAAUAGUAAGACUGAUACCAAAAGUUUAAAGCUCAGCAUUGAACCAACCUAUGGAGCCUUAAAGUACAGCAUGAACAGGUAGCAUGCUAAUGCUAACAUUAGCAUGCUAGCAUUAGCAUUAGUCGUGUCUCACUUGUUUAUGUCAAAGACACUUCUACUUGUAGAAAAUGUGAAGAAGUGCUUUGUUUACUGGAUUUGGCUGUGCUGUCCUAUUUUUUAUGUUUCUAUGUUUUUUUUGUUAGGAGUCUGUGACUUCAUAAUGAAUCGAAGCUUUUGUCCGAAUUCCCUCACUACUCAGUAUUUAGUGCACUAUAUUGGCCGUUUGCCAUUUUGUCAAAGUGUCCAAAUCUGCAGAUUUAACAACAAAAAAACAACUGUGCAUGGAUGCACUAGAUUGGCAAAUAUUAGGGCAGGGUAUCGAUUAUAAUCUCCAGAAAUUAUUCGAUUCAAUUCACAAGAGCCAGAAUCAAUUUGAUUCCGAUUUUUUUCGAAUCAAUUUUGAGUUUACAUAAUUAUACACUUAAUCAAUUUUAUCAACCCGGCCCUAGCAAAUAUAGAUCACAGCAGAUUAUGUUUGAGCAAUUUGUCACUCGAAAAAAUAUAUGUAAAUUCUUUUUUUUUGAUAAAUUUUUCAUAAUCAGAAUACAUAAAUUGUGUGCAAAAUGUUCAUUUGGUUUUUACUUUGGCAAAUUGGUGACAUCACAAUUGCUGUUUAAAAAACAAAAGCAUGUAUCUGAAUUGCAUUAUAACCCAUGGUUCUGUAAAGUCCAGCGCUAUAGAGAUUUAUAGAGAUUAGGGAGUAGAGAGGUAAUUUGAACAUAGCCAAAAUCUUUUAAUUAAAACACAAAAAGUUCUUCUGCAAUUGUUUUUAAUGCAGAAUAAGUUCCAGGAUUUCCUAAAACCCUGAAAAGUCCCAGAAAAAGUGCAGGUUACAUAACGAGGAGCCAGAGUUAUACUAUUUAAAAAUAAAUACCUGUUCCACAUGGAUGAAAUCAUUAGCAAGAGUGACUCAACGUGGUCCCCAAGAGCUACGCUUCCUCCAUGCGUCUCCACCACUGACGGUGAUCUACGUGAUUUGGGUGGCAACUGGGAAUCGUUCCAUGGCGAGCUAUAGUUGCACAACAUGACAAAGCAGGCUGCUGUAAUCCAGGGCACAGGGGGCUUGAGGGGGGCUUCAUCUGCCCCCCCAAAGCAGCACUUCAGGCUGACACAGUGGAACUGAAACUCCCAAAGCUUGGCUUAAGUCACGACAGAAUUAAAGGGAGCUGUGGAUAAUUAUUUCACAGGAGAAAGCGGCGUGCUUCAAUGGAGAUGUGCGAUCAUCUAGCAUGAAGCAGACGAAUCCGUUUGCUUUUAGGGAUUUGACAUGAAAAUAAAGCCUUGUUAUUAUCAAAGUGUAAUCCAUGUGGAGCUGUUAGGGAUGCACUCUCAACACGUUCACUGUGGACAAGUUAAAAAUAAUUUGUCUCCGUCGUUACUUGAAAAUUGAAGCUGAAACAUUUAGGUAAAGUGUUAGUGUGAGAUAAAUGACGCCUAACCUGGUUCAUCCCAGGUGAGUUGCUGGUGCGUUCCUA